AUAACCUAACCUAAAUCAAACAUCAUCAGUGCCAUCAUUGUAAAUAACAAUUGUGUAUGUUGUUCUAACACAAUAUCUUGUCCGAGAAAUUCAUUAUCUAAUCAUUUGUGUACACUACAAUUGUAAUUAAUGAAGCGUUUAGCGCGUGUGUGCAUUGAAAACGAUUCGCGUUGCUGUUCGUAUCGAAUCGUGUGUAUUCAGUUGCGAACGAUGCGCCGUUGAAGAAUGGCGUCGUCUCGCUGCAGCUCGCCGGACGACGACGGCUACAAGCGUUUCACCGAAGAAGCGCAUCAUACCUACGGCACAGACACACAACAUGCUAAUGCAAUUGAGGAAAUGGGGAGUGUUUCGGGACUCAGUCGCGAUUCGGAGGCUGCGGAUCAUUGGGAGAUGAAUUAUCAUGAGGCGGCCAUCUUUUUAGAGGAAGGCGAAAACAAUGAAAAAUUCGACUCACACCCACGUCAUCCAUCAGCCCUACCCGCCUACCUCCUCGUACACAACAACUGGUACUAUGGCUUAGAUUUGUCCGCAUCUCUUAUUUUAUUACUGCUGGCAUUAGCUGAAGAACCCUCAGUUUCACGCUUUACUUUACCAGUUGGCGUGCAUGGUACAUUGGAAUUAGUUGCCCUGGCUAUUAUUACCAUUGAAUUGGUGCUGAAACUGCAAUGGAUGGGUUAUUCGACGCUGUUGAAACAUAACCGCACCAUGGUGAAGUCGAUAGCGCUGGUUAUAAUGGCGCUGGAGGCUAUGACUGUACUCGUGCGACAGGAGAGUCAUUUUAGAGUGACGAGGGCACUGCGGCCGAUAUUCCUGGUGGAUACGAGGGCGUGUGGGAACAUGCGGAGAUUCAUUCGGCAGAUAUUUCAGUCGCUGCCGCCGAUUUUGGAUAUGUUAGGGUUGCUGUUGUUCUUUGUGAGCAGCUAUGCACUUUUAGGUUAUUAUCUCUUCAGUGAUCACCAUCGAAACCCAUUCUUCCGCACCUUACCCGACAGCUUCGUCAGCAUGUUCGUCCUCCUAACCACCGCCAACUUCCCCGACGUCAUGAUGCCCUCCUACGCCAUCUCAAAAUGGAACGCCAUCUUCUUUAUCUCGUACAUCUCCACCGUCCUCUACGUCCUCAUGAAUCUAAUGCUCGCCGUCGUCUAUGAAACAUUCACCGGCAUCGAAAAGGACAAAUUCCGCAAACUCCUCCUACACAAACGCAAAGCAUGCAAACUCGCCUUCCGCCUGCUAGUAUCCAAACAGGAUCCCGAAGGUAUAAAAUUCAAACAAUUCGAAGGCGUGAUGCGGUAUUAUGCGCCGCGGAAAAAGGCGAGAGAUGUCGUGUUGAUGUUCAAACAAUUGAACGCGUCCGGAUCGGGGACAAUGAGCGAGGAGGAGUUUAUCGGGUUGUAUGAUGCGAGUAGUCUAAGAUGGCACUUGAAGGACCCGCCGGAUCCAUGGUUCAGUGCAGCAUGGCCGCCGUUGAGGAUGUUUUGUCGUGCGGCAAGGAGAUUGGUACUCUGGAAGUACUUUGAAUACAUUGUUUAUAUUCUGAUUCUGGGCAAUGGCGUGGCUAUGUUUAUACGUGUAGCACAGUCGGCGGAUAGUUUGGAGGAAAGUGCGACGAAUUUCUGCAAUUCGUGGGAUACUUAUCUGUUUCUUGCAAUCUUCCUCUUUGAAGCCCUCCUCCGAAUAAUCGGAAUCGGCUGGACGCAAUACACAGCAUCCGGUUGGAACCUCUUCGACUUAGGCGUCACCCUCGCCGCCCUCUUCGGCUCCCUUGCCCUCCUCCUCAAACCCGACUUCACCGUCGUCGUAAUCCUGCGCCCUCUACGCCUUCUCCGCCUCUUCAAACUAAAAAAACGCUACCGCGACAUCUUCGGCACCCUAGUCCUGCUCUCCCCACUCAUGUGGUCGACCGCCAUUGUGAUGCUCGUCAUGUACUACUUCUUCGCCAUUGUCGGCAUGGAACUCUUCGCAAAAUACGACUUACGCAACUGCUGCGCGAACACCACCGUCGAGGACUUCUUCCGCUACAACCCGAACAUCGUCAACGGCACAUCCGCCAUUGGCUACUAUUAUUUAAACAAUUUCAGCGACUUACUACACUCGGGCGUCACACUGUUUGAAUUAACAGUCGUCAACAACUGGUUUAUCAUCAUGGACGCCUUCGCAUCAGUCACAAACUGUCAAUAUUCUAGGUUAUAUUUCAUGUGUUUUUACCUAUUCACGAUGGUUGUGCUGACGAUAGUCGUCGCGUCUGUUCUGGAAGCCUUUAGAUUCCGUAUUCAGUAUAAGAAACAAACAUCAAAACGUGACGAGGAGCAAAUGUUGCAUGAAGAGGUGCGAGUUGAGUGGAAUUCACUAAAUAACCAGAUCCAGGAAGGAAAGUUCCUAGAACAGUUACAUGGGGACUUUCAUCGCGGCGGUGUUACUUAUUAUGUUGGUAGGAGGCCGAGGACUCGCGAUGUACUACAGCGCCGGAUGUAUAUCGCGGAGAUUGAGAAGUGGUUGGUUGAGGCGGACAUCUUGGAACGCGGGAUUGAUUUUACCGAGGUGACUGAGUCGAUGGUGGAGGCUAGCUUGGUUGAUUCCGAAUCAUAAUUCCAUGUGUACUAGGGUAAUACUCAUUGAUUGACGAGAUUUUUUAGGUUAGGUUAGUGAUGUAGGCAAUGUAGGCUUCCAUAUCCACGAAAAUACCUCGAACGCAUGAGAUUCAACAACCAAACACGUACAAAUACGUUAUGAUAGUGUCUAAGGAUUAAUUACGCACUUAUUUAUGUUCUGAAACCACGUGAUGUUAACUUUAUUGGUUAAAUUUUAAUUCGAAACAAAUUAUUUUAGGUUAUAUUUAGUUUUUAGUGAAUAACUUUUGAACUAUUAGGUUUGGAACGAUAAUUCUUUCGGGAGAUGAUUCAGAAUUAAAUUCUACGUCUUUUGAUAUGAAAUUAUUUAUUUAUAUUUAAUUAUUUAUAAAGUUAUAAACAAAAUUGUGGAAAAAAUAGGUAAAAAAUAUUUUUAUGGUGGAAUUCUUUAUUUUAUAAGAUGUAGAAUUUAAUUCUGAAUCGAUUGCUGAAAGAAUUAUUGUUGUAACUUUUUUAGUUUAAAAGUUAUUAACAAAUUAGUUUAAAAAAGUGAAUUAUUUCGACUUUUGCACUCAGAGAUCUAGAAAACUGAAAAUAUUAUUAAUUUUAGAACAAAUAGAACAAUUAUUAAUAUAUAUUUAGUUGUUAUCACGCGAAUAAUGAUAAAUUAGCGUUAUUUAGCAACAAAACGCAAUUUUCGUAGUGUAAUUGUAUUAAUUUAUCGUAAAAGUAUUAACAAACCAAAAAUAUAAACCAGCAUAUAAACAAUCAAAA
Messenger RNA from Dalotia coriaria, 3341 nucleotides. RefSeq names its product two pore channel protein 1-like. Bases 226 to 2586 code for a protein of 786 amino acids. Lineage: Eukaryota; Metazoa; Arthropoda; Insecta; Coleoptera; Staphylinidae. Gene Ontology annotation, molecular function: voltage-gated channel activity; monoatomic ion channel activity. Gene Ontology annotation, biological process: transmembrane transport; monoatomic ion transport. The transcript has 6 exons. The record is from RefSeq and is a predicted model, not a curated record. Gene Ontology annotation, cellular component: lysosomal membrane; endosome membrane.